This is a messenger RNA of Psylliodes chrysocephalus, 2953 nucleotides long. Lineage: Eukaryota; Metazoa; Arthropoda; Insecta; Coleoptera; Chrysomelidae. The record is from the annotation of a GenBank genome assembly.
AAAUCAUUUAUGCAAGAAGUGUGAUAUUUUUAUCAUCACAUGGGUGAUAUUUUUAUCUCACAAGGGUAAUAUGAGAUACUUUCCAUUAAUCAAAACAAUGUGCUACGUGUAGUUUUCAUAGGUGGUAGUGGUAGGAAAAUAUAAUAACGAACUACUGAAACUAUCUACUCAACUCAAAAAAUGUUCGCCUUCAUAAUUUUGAAUUUGCCGCCGUGUCCAUACAGUUUUUGUUUAGUCUUUUGGUUGGCAAAACUAACUGUCAUGCGUCAAAUGUUGGACAGUGACAGUACUGACAGUAAGUCAAGUGACAGUUUGUAACUGACGUGACGUUUCUUAAAAAUUACAAAAUAUUUGCUUUUGUGUUGUGUCCAUAUGGACGAUAUUAAAUUUUAUUAGAAAAAUAUUCGUUGAUUUUAAUAACAAUUUUCCCUUUUUACUUCUGAAUAAAAAUGGCGGACUGGGAAGAAGUUAAACGUUUAGCUGCAGAUUUCCAAAAGGUUCAGCUGAGUUCUACAACGCAGAAAUUAUCUGAGAGGAAUUGUAUUGAAAUUGUAUCAUGGCUAAUAGAUCGAAAAAUGUUGGAUCUAAUUUUUACCAGUGAUGGCAAAGAAUAUAUUACUCCAAAUCAACUAGUUAGUGAUAUUAGGGGAGAAUUGUAUGACCAUGGUGGUCGAAUAAAUUUAGUAGAAUUGGCAAAAGUUAUAGGAGUAGAUUUGGCUCAUAUAAAUACAUAUUUAAACGAUGUUUUAAAAGGAAAUAAAGAAAUUCAGUCAGUUUUAGGUCAAUUAGUUGAUAGUUCUUAUUUAAUUAGAAUAGCUGGAGAAAUUAACGAAAAACUCUCCCAACAGGGACAAAUAAACAUAAGUGACUUAACUAUUCAAUAUGAUCUUCCUGCAGAUUUUCUGCAGAGUCAAGUAGUAGAAAAAAAUUUAGGCAAAAUUAUUUUCGGUAAACAAGAUAAGAAUGACUCAAAAGUAUAUUUUACUGAAUCAUUUAUCUCUAGAACUAAAGCUAAGAUUAAGGGUUCUUUGGCUGGUUUGACCCGGCCGACUCCAAUAACUUCCAUCCUAAAUAAUAUUGAUAUAAGUGAGAAGUUGUUUUUCUCACUGUUUGAUCAAACUGCUCUAUAUGGAACACUUACUGGGAGGAUGACCGGAGCUCAGUAUAUUCCAAAUGUUUAUGCUAGGACUCAGAAUGAAUGGGUGAAUCAUUUCUACAAACAGAAUGGUUAUCUUGAAUUUGAUGCUCUCUCUCGGCUUGGCAUAACUGAUCAAAAAACCUACAUAAAAAAACAAUUGGUCAAUCAAGAAUAUGAAAUUCUACAUUCAUGCAUCGUUUCCAAAAGUAUUCUCGAACGUGUGGAUGCAGACAUUGAUGAAUGCAUAUCGAGCAAGAGUUUUAUUGAUUUACAAAAUAACUUACCAUCGGUAUUUAAUCAAAAAGAUGAGGAGAUGAUACUGAAUUUAAUAUUGACUAGUCAAAAACGCUCGCAAACUAUAUUAAUAGAAAAUUAUCUUUUGAGUAAAGCUUUUGUAGAUAAAUUGUUAAAAGAUUGUGAAUCAUUAAUACAAGAAAAAGCAAAAAAUACUGUUGAAUCAGGUAAAUACCAACAGUAUCAAAUUAGUUUGCAAGCUGCUUCUAGCAAAAAUCAGAAAGCGGAAGAACUUGAAGAAAAAGUUGACAAAAGGGAAGAAAGACGAAAGAAAGCUGCUGGAGGAAAAAGUGGUGGUGGUACACAAGGUCGUGAGACAAAAACUAAAUCUACUAAGAAAGCUGCUAGAGGUGGUAAUAGGAAUAAUUCAGAAAGUGACGGUGGGGAGAAAGAAGAAAAGAAGGUUUUAGAAAUCAUUAAUUUUGAUGAUGCAAAAGAUGUCCUACAACUUCCUUUGGAAGAAGAAGGUAUAGAAGACGAUAUAUUACAACAAAUAAUUGAAUAUCUUCUUCCAAAAUUAAAUGAAGAUGCUCUUCAACAGGCUGCAAAUAUUUUUGCAACCACUAUUGCAGACCGCACUGCUAAUCGUCGCCAGACUCAUAAUGAAAUUCAAAGUAAAUUGAACGCCCUGAUAAGCGAUGUGAGGCUUUUUGAGAAAGGUCUCAAGCUGCUUUCCGCCGAUAUCCAAGCGCAGUUAAUCAAAUACCUUCUGAAAUCUGUCUGUACAGAUAUAGUGACAGAAAUUUUAAAUUACAUAGCUUCAGAGCAAAACUUAGCCCCUCCGACUGAGAAUUUAAGCAAUGAACAGAGGUUGAAAUUUGUUAAUGAUUUACCAUCGGAAUAUAAACAUACCAUUCUUCCAGUCGUCAAAAGUCUGACGGGUCAAAGCAUAGAGGACUUUUUAAUGACAGUAGAAACAGCUUUGUCUGCUUGCAGUAUGAUUUUGAAAAAGAUCGAUAAAAAGAAAGACAGGACCUUGGUGCUGAAUCACAAGUAUCAAUUACUAGAGGAACUUAAUAAAUCUGAAGAUUUAGCUUUAAUUUUACAUCUGGCAGUAGUGGCAAUAUUUACCACUGCUACUCAGACAAUGUUGCAUUGCAGUGGCCGACACGUUUCUGGCGUUUUAUCAUUUUUGAAACAAUAUUUGAGUGAUGAGCAAGUGAUGGAACUUAUUUCAUAUCAUGACUUUGUAACAUUAAUGUUGAGUGGAGGUUCAGAAGCAGAAAACGCUAAAGAAAAAUUAAAAGAAAAGGUUUCCACUAUUAAAAAGAUUGCCAACGAUUUUAAGAAACCAGGCACUGAAAAAUCAUAGAAGUAAGAAAUAUCAUUGGAAUCGAAGUUGAAGGUCCCGACUUGGUAAAUGUAACAAGAUGUUCAACUUUUCUGUGAUAAUUUCUCAAUUAAGAAAGGAAUAGCAGUUUAUUUUCAUCGGUUAUAUGAAUUACCAAGAUGGUGGUAUUAAGGUAUCUCCUUUAAAAAUGUAAAUAAGACAUAAAAUAUAGAAGUAAUUUUAAAAUGUUU